UCAAUCCAGAUUUUUCAGUCGCAUCUUAUUCGAAUCCUACGUACUUUUAAGUUCCUCACCUCCAGAUCCAAACAUAAACCUACAGACGCAUCCAACACAAUGGGCUCAAUCUCUACAAACAAACCCCACGUCCCCAAAGCCGGCGUCUGGUGUCCAGCUGUAACAUUCUUCGACCCAUCAACCGAUGAGAUAGACCUCGCCUCCCAAUCCAAAUACUUCACCUAUCUCUCAACCACCGGGCUAGCAGGCCUGGUCAUCCUCGGGACGAAUUCCGAAGCAUUCCUGCUCACCCGCGAAGAACGAUCCCAGGUCAUCUCGACAGCGCGUCAAGCUGUUGGUCCGGAUUUCCCGCUUAUGGCCGGCGUGGGUGCGCACUCGACGAAGCAGGUUCUGGAACUUGUGCGAGAUGCGAAGGAGGCGGGGGCGGAUUAUGCGCUUGUCCUGCCGCCGGCGUAUUUCGGGAAGGCGACUGAUAUGAAUGUCGUGAAGAGGUUCUUUGCAGAUGUCGCAAGGGAUUCUCCGUUGCCGGUUGUUGUGUAUAACUUCCCCGGGGUGUGCAAUGGGGUUGAUCUUGAUUCGGAGACGAUCACCGCCAUUGUGCGGGAAUCGAAGGAGAGUAGGGCCGAUGGGGUUUCGAACGUCGUUGGUGUUAAGCUGACUUGUGCUUCUGUUGGGAAGAUUACCCGUCUUGCUGCUACGUUCCCCAAGGAGGAGUUCGCCGUGUAUGGCGGUCAGUCUGAUUUCCUCAUUGGAGGGUUGAGCGUGGGUUCCGCGGGUUGCAUCGCGGCGUUCGCGAAUGCAUUCCCAAAGACAGCAUCCAAGGUUUAUGACCUCUACACGGCCGGACAAAUCGAUCAGGCGAUUGAACUCCAGCGAAAAGCAGCCCUGGCGGAAAGUCCGGUCAAGAGUGGGAUUUCGUCGACAAAGUAUGCGGCUGCGAUUUUCUCGGCGCCAUUGGCAGGAAUUGGAGGAGCAGAGAAGAAACUGAAUCCACGGACGCCGUACGGGGAGGCUGGCGAAGGAGUGAAGAAGUCGGUUAGAGAGGGGAUGGGGGGUUUGCUGGAGGUCGAGCAAAGCUUAUAGGUUUGAGCAGUAUGUAGGGUUAUGGGAUGUUACUCUGGACUGCAUGUCACGGUAGCUUUCAGUGAUAACACAAAAACAUUUAUGAAAGCAUAACUUCAGAGUAGAGUAACAUUUCAGACAAUGCCAUGACGCUGUAU
This is a messenger RNA of Aspergillus glaucus CBS 516.65, 1220 nucleotides long. Its product is annotated as dihydrodipicolinate synthase family protein. The transcript has a single exon. Gene Ontology annotation, molecular function: 4-hydroxy-tetrahydrodipicolinate synthase activity. Lineage: Eukaryota; Fungi; Ascomycota; Eurotiomycetes; Eurotiales; Aspergillaceae. The coding region runs from base 100 to 1083 and encodes 327 amino acids. The record is from RefSeq and is a predicted model, not a curated record.